Pecten maximus is the source of this 1072-nucleotide messenger RNA. Its product is annotated as GON-4-like protein. Gene Ontology annotation, molecular function: transcription coregulator activity. NCBI's taxonomy places the organism in Eukaryota, Metazoa, Mollusca, Bivalvia, Pectinida, Pectinidae. Gene Ontology annotation, cellular component: nucleus. The record is from RefSeq and is a predicted model, not a curated record. Gene Ontology annotation, biological process: regulation of DNA-templated transcription.
AAGGAAAAUGGCGCUAGAUCUCGGGGCCCGGUCGACUGAUCUUUUUAAUAAUUCGAUGGAAAUUCCAGAAAUAUCAUGGCCAUAACCGUUUUGCAGUAUCGGUGACUUGAGAUGUAUAGAGCAGACAAUUUGCAGCAGUUGGCUUUUGUGCAAAUUAAGGUGCCCCAGAACUAACUACAUCUGAUGAAAAAGAUGUGAUAAUGACUAGAUUACCAACUUGGGGGGAUAGGUUUGUAUUAGGUACUGUGGUAUACACUGUGUUGUUUAAUAAGACACUAAAAUGAGUGGACAUUCAGAUACAAAUUUGAAUAUGUCCAAGUCUAGCAGUACUAGUGCUAACAGCAAUGUUGAAGGCCAGUAUGACCAGGGUUUGAAAGAACCACUGCCAUCAUUAUCCCCAUCAUUGGAACAAUCGAGUCAGGAUACAAUGUCCGCAACUCCUGAGGAUAGCAACAUGUUCACUUCACCAUCUGAGAGGAAUGAGGAUGAGAGUUUAGCUUUUAUUAAUGAGCAGUUAAGUUUCUUGAAUUCAGCCAGUGGAGAACUUGCAACAGACAUUCACAGAUCUAACAAACAGGUCAGACAAGAAAUUGCCAAAAAAAGUCGGGAUGCAGGAAUGAGAAGAAGGGAGCUGUAUAAAUCUCCAGCCAAACGUUUUGCCCAAAAUCAGGGGCGAGGGGUUAAAAGGAGUCCAGGAAAGCUGACACAUAAUCGACCCAAAGUAGCAAGAAAGAGCCUGGAUGUCCCAAGUAUAUCAGACCAGGCAAACAUGUUGAAUGAUGAGGAUGAUGCUAAUGAUGGGGGUGAAAGUUCAGAUGAUGAUAAUUGUUGGACGAUCUUGGAGGAGUCUGAAACAGAAGCACCAAUAAAUGAAGCCCUAGAAGAAAAUGUGCUCCGAAGUAAUCUCACUGCGUCUAAUGUUAAAAAACUUCUGCAUCAAGUCAUCACCAAUGAACAUGUGGUUGCCAUGGUAAAGAACACCCUGCGUGCAGAAAACGAGAAGUUUGAAGCUCACUAUGAACCCAAGAUGACAAGGUCAAAGGUCAAGCAUAUCAUUCAAGAAGAGGGAGAU